This is a messenger RNA of Morone saxatilis (striped sea-bass), 2047 nucleotides long. It is a transcript of the gene ccn1l2, whose product is annotated as cellular communication network factor 1, like 2. Gene Ontology annotation, biological process: signal transduction. Gene Ontology annotation, molecular function: protein binding. The record is from RefSeq and is a predicted model, not a curated record. Gene Ontology annotation, cellular component: extracellular region. Lineage: Eukaryota; Metazoa; Chordata; Actinopteri; Moronidae. Bases 261 to 1412 code for a protein of 383 amino acids. The transcript has 5 exons.
GAAACCUCUCUAUGAAGCGGAGCUGAGCUGUGCUGAGCUGUGCUGACACUUAGAUACUGUAUAGGAGAUCAGGCAAGAGCAGACGAGUGUACCUCUUGGUGCACAGACUCUCAACUGUGGAUACGUUUUUAUACUGGAGCUGAAAGACAAGACUUUUCCCCUCUUGGGACGGUUGAUCUGGACCACUUCUUCCUUCUUACUUCCUGUAUUCCUUUUGAAGGUUUUUACCCGUGUCUUUUGGUUUGCCUGCUGUAAUCAGGAUGCUUAGCCCUGUUACUUUGCAGCAGAUCAUUUCCACCCUGUUUGUGCUCGGCAGUGCAGCAGUGAUGGCAGAGGUCGAGUGCCCGGCCGAGUGCUCCUGCACCCCCUCACCCCUGCUGUGCCCGCCAGGCGUCAGCUGGGUGACUGACCACUGUAACUGCUGUAAAGUCUGCGCCAAGCAGUUCAAUGAGGACUGCAGCGCCACCGAACCUUGCGAUCACAUCAAGGGGCUACGCUGCCAUCUGGGGGCUGGAGGAGACCCUGAGAGAGGACUGUGUCGAGCUGAGGCCCAGGGUUUGCCUUGCGAGUUCAGCGGGCGGGUGUACCAGCACGGCGAGGACUUCCAGCCCAGCUGCCAGCACCAGUGCACCUGUAUGGACGGGGUGGUGGGCUGCAUGCCCCUCUGUCCUCACCAAGUGCCCCUGCCCGACUGGUGCUGCUCGAGGCCCCGGCUGACCAGGCCUGAGGGCGGCUGCUGCGAGGAAUGGGUGUGUGACGAUGACAACCACAUCAGUGAAGAGCCAGACGAGCUGACACACACCCCCCUGCCAGACAGCCAGCCCCUUCCCAACCACAUCAGUGCCCUGCUGCAGGUCCAGCCGCAGCCUCGGCACCCAGCUGCCACCAGAGGGGCCACAUUCAGAGAGAUGGCAUCGGUCCCCAUGUCUGAGGUGUUACUUGAACACAGCUGCUUCCCGCAAACCACAAAGUGGACCGAGUGUUCCACCACAUGUGGGAUGGGCAUUUCAAGUCGAGUGACCAAUAGUAACCCAGACUGUCGGCUGGUCAGAGAAACCAGACUGUGCCAGAUCCGGCAAUGUGAGCUGCAGCUUCCUGUAGCUAGCAAGAAGGGGAGGAAGUGUCAGCGAACUGUCCGCCCCCAGGAAGAGGUCGGAAUCACCUUUGCCGGAUGCUCGACAGCACAGCGGUACCGCCCUCGCACCUGUGGGACUUGUGCUGAUGGCCGCUGCUGCACGCCCUCCCACUCUCGCACUGUGAGGCUUCGCUUCCACUGCCCGGACGGAGAGGGCUUCUACAGAAAUGUCAUGUGGAUCCAACGCUGCAGCUGCAGUACAAGCUGUCGCACACACAGCGGGCCCUCCAGCCCUUCAGUCAGCCUCCACAACGACAUCCACACCUUCAGGCACUGAGGCUGACUCAUCACGCUCAGCCCUGGCCUGGCACACUGGGCAAAGACUCUGCACCCCCUCCCCCUGGGUGAGCUCCUGUCACCCCCCUCCUCCUCCUCCCUAACCAGGCAAUACGCUCGCUUGCACUUUAAGCUUCCUGCCACGAUGGCAUCAGUUUGUCCACACUAGAGGUGUGUUAGCUCUCUAGUACCAGGGCAGCACUGAGGACAACACACUACAGUGUGCUAACUGUUGGCAGACAGUUUUUACUGAAACUUCUUUUAUUUAUUUGUGUCCUCUCCACAGAGGGCCACAUGACAGUUUGUCAUACAGAGAGAAGGUUGUUUAGACCAGUAACAGACAGAGAACAUUGAUGAGAUGUGAUGGGAAUUAUGGACAUGCAAUCUAAUUAAUGAGGAGGAACUAGAUGACAUAAGACAUAUACGUUAGUGACCAUAGGAACUAUGUGUUCAUCAUUGCCUGUCCUUUUUCAUACAAUGUUUCCUACACAUGUAUUGAUUGUGGAAUUCAUUAAGAGAGUGUGUGUGUGUGAGGGCUUGUUUUACUACAUUUGUGGGAUCCUUUGUGGGGACCAGAAUGCUGGACCCAACCAGUUUAAAGGCCUGUUUGAAGACUUGGUUUUAGGGUUAGGGUUA